AUGUCUACUACCAUUACAAUUAGCAGCAACAGUCCAAUUGUCAUUCGCCAUGAUGGUCCACCCAAUGGCCACACCAAUGGAUAUGUUAAUGGCGACAGUCAUAACAGAUUCAUUGAAUAUGCCAAUAGUGUCACUACGAAUGGACACAAUACGCAUUUCACUGCCGAACCAGGACUUAACGAUGCACCAGACCGUGUUAAGUUCGCUUAUUGGGUUCCUAACGUUUCCGGUGGUUUAGUUAUAUCGAAGAUUCCCCAGAGAACAAGUUGGGACUACGAAUCGCAUGUGAGAUAUGCGCAGACUGCCGAAGAAGUUGGAUUCGAAUAUGCUCUCACGCAAAUUCGAUUCAUGGCAGGAUAUGGAGCUGUGAGUUUCUUGAAUACAUUAUUGGUACACAAACUGAUAUUGAUUGUUUCCGUCGCCGCUAAACAAAUUGCUAGCAUCGAUCAUUAUACGAAUGGAAGGAUAUCUGUCAAUAUUGUUUCCGGUUGGUUCAAGCAAGAGUUCACAAGCAUCGGGCAGUGGUGGCUGGAACAUGCUGAGCGAUACAGACGAAGUAGGGAGUUCAUCGAAUGUUUGAAAGGUAUUUGGACUUCCCCGAAGUUUUCAUACAAGGGAGAUUUUUACCAAUUCCAUGAUUAUCCAUUAUCACCAAAGCCGCUCAGUCUACCAGGUCGACCACACCCUUUGAUUUUUCAAGGUGGAAAUUCAAUUGAUGCUCGGGAAAAUGGAGCGUCAGCAUCCGAUUAUUAUUUCAUGAAUGGCAAUAGCCUUGGAGGAUUCCAAGAGCAAAUUGCUGAUGUCAAAGAGCGAGCACGGAAGCUCGGUCGUGAAGAUAAGAUACAUUUUGCUGUCAAUGGUUUCGCUAUCGUCAAAGAAACGGAAGAAGAGGCCAUACAACUACUCUCUGAAAUUCAAGGCAAAGCUGAUAGAGAAGCUGUGAAUGCAUUUUCGGGUGCAACCAAACAAGCUGGUUCAUCCACAGGGGAUAAAAAGGGCAUGUGGGCAGAUAGCACAUUUGAGGAUUUGGUGCAAUACAAUGAUGGCUUUAAAACAAAAUUGAUUGGAACAGCUGAACAAAUCGCCGAUCGAAUUUUGUUAUUGAAGAGCUUGGGAAUUGACAUUGUUCUCAUUGCAUUUUUGCAUUAUGAGGAUGAUAUACAAAACUUUGGUGAAAAGGUUUUACCAUUGGUUCGGAAGCUGGAGAGGAAAGGAAGGGGUAAAAAUGCAGAGGAUGAAAUUUUAAGGACUGGAGACGUUUAUCGUGCGAAAAGGUGA
Messenger RNA from Botrytis porri, 1278 nucleotides. RefSeq lists its product as uncharacterized. Gene Ontology annotation, molecular function: alkanesulfonate monooxygenase activity. NCBI's taxonomy places the organism in Eukaryota, Fungi, Ascomycota, Leotiomycetes, Helotiales, Sclerotiniaceae. The transcript has 3 exons. Gene Ontology annotation, biological process: alkanesulfonate catabolic process. The record is from RefSeq and is a predicted model, not a curated record. Bases 1 to 1278 code for a protein of 425 amino acids.